AUCCACCUUCCAUCUGCCAACAGCAUCGAGCCACUCCCGACACCACCGCCGAUCACUCCCGAGAAGCAACCCCAGACACAACUCGAUACAAUGAGCGCCCGCGAUGAAGAUGUGGUCAUGGAGGACUCGCCCUCCCUUCCCGAAAAGUCCAGCAAGGGCAAGGAGGUGUCGACAAAGAAGCGCUUUGAAGUGAAAAAGUGGAACGCCGUGGCUCUGUGGGCCUGGGACAUCGUUGUCGACAACUGCGCCAUCUGCCGCAAUCACAUCAUGGAUCUGUGCAUCGAGUGCCAGGCGAACCAGGCCUCCGUAACCAACGAAGAAUGCACCGUCGCCUGGGGUAUCUGCAACCACGCCUUCCACUUCCACUGCAUCUCAAGAUGGCUCAAGACCCGCCAGGUCUGCCCGCUGGACAACCGAGAAUGGGAGUUCCAGAAGUACGGUCGCUAAGCGAUUGCAGGACUGGUUCGCCAACGGCUGUCGAUUUUGCGGACUCGACUCUUUGUCCUGUUGGCUGCCGACAGCCUGUCUUGCCCGGGCUGCGAUUCUUGAGUUUCAGCACGAGCGUUUGCGACAUGCUCCGGAUGCAAUCGGGGACACACCCUGGAAUUCCGGCUCGAUGUGUGUGCAAAACCGGCAACCCCGGCUUUCUGAGGAUGACUUGUUACUCUUUUCCUUUUUUUCUGGUUGCGGAAUACAUGCACGGCUCAUCCACCCACCGA
Molecule: messenger RNA, 719 nt
Organism: Polychytrium aggregatum
Lineage: Eukaryota; Fungi; Chytridiomycota; Chytridiomycetes; Polychytriales
Product: RING-box protein 1a-like protein
Exons: 7
Coding region: 91-447 (118 amino acids)
Biological process (GO): protein ubiquitination; ubiquitin-dependent protein catabolic process
Cellular component (GO): cullin-RING ubiquitin ligase complex; nucleus
Molecular function (GO): ubiquitin protein ligase activity; cullin family protein binding; zinc ion binding
Source: RefSeq, a predicted model, not a curated record